Oreochromis niloticus (Nile tilapia) is the source of this 2124-nucleotide messenger RNA. RefSeq lists its product as uncharacterized. Lineage: Eukaryota; Metazoa; Chordata; Actinopteri; Cichliformes; Cichlidae. The coding region runs from base 729 to 1607 and encodes 292 amino acids. The transcript has 3 exons. The record is from RefSeq and is a predicted model, not a curated record.
UGCGACCAGUGGGCGGUUGGGUGAGGAAGACAGGACACAGACACGCUGUGGGAGAGAGAGGUUGUAAACAAACUUAUAGCAGCAUCUGUAUAUAAUGUUUUUAUAACAAAAAAUCUGUUUCUCACAGCCAAAGCAGAAAACAAAGAACCACAUGAAACAGAAAUAAGAUAAAGCAAACAGGUGUGGGUUAAUCACAAAGGUGUGGGCCCUGAAGUUGGAGCCACUGACACCUGUGGCUGUGAGAAGGGCUAUUAAAUCCACCAGUGAUGGGCAGAUGUAAUCCAGACAGUCACGUUGGUGUAGAGGCCCGACUUCGUGUUCAUGAAUGUGACCGCGGUUCUGAGGUCCAGCGGAGCUCUUCGUACUGAAACUCUGAGUCAUGUUUUUACUUUUGUUUUCACAUUUGGGGAAUCCCCGCUCAGGUUUUACUUUCAUUUGGUGUCUGUCCAGGUACUUUCAUACCAUACAGCUUGUUUAGUCAGCCAAUCAGAGACCUGCAGCAUGUUGGCGUGCCACGACUAAAGGUCUAUCCUGUCCUAUUCUAUUCUAUUCUAUUCUACAGGCUUCACAGGGUCAGAGUGGACGUUUUGGAGCAGCUUUUCAAAAUACCGAAGAUAAGCCAAGAGUCUGUAUUUAUGUACCUGAGAUCUGAGCCACAUGCUGUCGAUUAUUGACCACAGGAAGCACCUGAAGGACAAUGUUAAAGACAGUCAAACGUCCCUGAGGAGAUGGACAGAAACGAGGAACUGAACAAAUUGUUUCAGAGGUUAUUUACACACUGGAGAGCAGACAGACUGAGGAGCUGUGAUGAAAGGCAAAGAUUGACAAAGCUGGCAAUGAGAAGCUGCACAGAUGAAGUCGUCCUGCUGUGGCUGAGAAAAAACUCAGAGUCUGACGCCUUCAGCAAACUCACAGACAUGUUUGACUUCCUGAAGAAACUCAUUGAUGAGGAGGAGAAGAAGAACCACAGUGAUGAUGUUCACAUCACCUUUAUGGCUCAUGGAGCAAUCAGAGACUUCAUGAUCCCAGCCAGCUGUUACCUGCCUCUGCCCACCAUCACUGACGUGCUCCUGUAUUCUCCCUGGAACUGCGUCAGUGCUGGUUUAGAGUAUGGGAUCGCUACAGGAAAACUGAGGCCUCAGCACAGAGUUUUUUCCUGCAACGAUAAAGAAAGCUGUACCAUUCCUGAUGACAAACAUCGACCUGUGAACCUGCCAGAUCACUGGAACUCACUGAAGAAAGCUGGAGCACAGAUGGUCCCAAACAUCACGGUUAGCCCUCUUCGAGAUGGAGAGUUGGAAUACUUUGAGUAUCUCUCAGCUAAACAUGGACCACCAGGAAGGAACCGCAUCGUCAUCCCGUUCAUCGUCCCAGGACGGGAAUAUGAAAGCGUCCCGUUCUCUGUGGUGACCUUGGCUCUGUCCCUGGUGCUCCUCUCCUCCAGGUUUAAAGCCACUCUUCACUUCGAUGGUUGUCUCAGAGAUCACUCUACUGGACCGAAAUUUGACAGGAAGUAUCUUCAGGAGCAGUAUGCCUGCACCAUCGACAACAGCAGGAUGACACACUCACCUGAAGCUUUCAACGAUGAUAAAUGCUGCCUGUGUUAGACAUGUUUGUAGACAUUUUAGUGUAAAGAUGAAGAUGAAAUGAUAAAAGUAUUGUUUCCAUAUUUGAGGCUCAGAUUUAGGAUGAAUGGACUUGAAUCCUCAUUUAGAAAUGUUCCAGCUCAUAAUCUGAUCAUAAUCUGCUAACAUCUGUGGAGGUUAUUAAUAUAAACAGACCCACCUGUUCUCUGCUCGCUGCUCACAGGUGACGUGAUACUGAUGUCAGACCUUCAACCAGCACACACACAGAUCAUUGACAUGAAGCAUAUAGAUUAUUUAUGCACAUUAUGUAUUAUGCAAUAUUUUGAUCUUUUAUUGCUUUAUGUUGGGCUUUUAGAUCCGUACUUGGGUAGAACAAUAAGUUAUGAGCCACAACUUUAACUCAGACUCUGAACUGUGUCACGUUCCAAACAUAGAAGUAACACAAGUCUACAAGUUGUACAUCUAUAUUUUCAUGCCUACAGACUUGGUAAUUGUUUCUGAUCUUUUGUUAUUGUAAAGCAUUAAAAUGUGAAGAUGA